AUGUUCACUCCCACCGUCGCAAACUCAAUCUCCUUCUUCUAUGCAGUGGGCAACACUCCUGCUAUCAACCUGACAAAGAACCUGCCCCAUGGCGUUGAUGCCAGCAUUCUGGUUCUCGGCUGUGGUGAUGUGAGAAAUAUCCUCCACACCGCGUACAAUGAGGACGGCCUUCCCAGCCGCAAGCUCGAUAUCACGACAAACGACAUCGAUGAGGCUAUUCUGGCACGCAACAUCUUCUUACUGUCCCUCCUUCUGGACAAUGGUGCCUCCGGCGAUACGCCCUGGAACCUGUACUACAACCUUCAUCUUGACAAGGCAGAUUUGAGCGUCUUGGCUUCUCAUGUCAAGAAGCUCAUCUUGGCGUCUGAGUCCUUCAAGUCAUGGAAAGCAAGCUCUUACGGCAAGGUCUUUCCAUUUUGCGACCAAGCCACUCUGGAUGAUGUUCGUGCCGUAUGGAUCACCUACGACACUGCCGCCAGUUCCGACAAUCCGUCCGCGGACUCGGCGUCCUUGGUGGCUAACCUGAAGCACUCUCUGGAGGCCAAGAAAGUCGCCUUUGGCGAUGGCGUCGCCAUCACCGGUCUGCGAUCAGCCGCCCCUGUCGCGUUGCAGUUCUCCCAGGAUGUCAUCGAGGCAUCGCAGGAGUUCUGGAAGUCUGCCGUCGCAGGGCCCAGCGGCGCCGCCAGCAGCCCGAACCCUCUGUUCUAUGCCUCUCUAUCGAAGCACCGGCUCUUGCACUAUGCUACUGAUCCCAUCCUGGGCUUCCAUCUCGCCACUGCUUUCGUUCCCCUGACGGAGAAGUCCCCUCUUAAGCCCAAUGUGAAGGGCGAGAAGUUCAAAGCCUUCGCCGCCGCAAAGACUCAGUUCCGAGAGUGGACCACCGCCUGCGCGACCAUGCUUAGGGCAAAGAGACUGGUGAUCCGCUCCGUUGCCAGCGAAUUUCUGGCCUUCUGUCACACCCUCCAACACUACGCUGCCACGAAGGAGACGUCUGCCGGAUGGUAUCGUCGGCAGUUCGACGCCCGCGUGCUUGCUCUCGACCCCGACACGUAUGGGUUAAAGUCAAACGCCCCGGUGGCUUUCGAUGCCAUUGACACAUCCAAUCUCGCUGACCACUUCGGUACUAUAAACAUUCUCGUGUCGGCGCUGCCUCUGCUUACUGCGCAGCCGUGGUCAGCUCUAUUCACCGAGACCCUUCUUAAGACAGAAGACACCACCAAAGAAGCAUUUGACAAGCUCCUUUACGGCCACGGCCCUACAGUGUCAUUGCUUCUGGGAGCUAGCCCUGUUGAAUACUGGACCAACGCCACCGCCGUAUCAAGCGUCGACGAGAUUCUCAUCGGCCUGAGCAGCAACACGAUACAGACAAGCAAGGAUACGCCGUCUCAGGUGCACAACCGCGUUACUUGGAAGCAGGCCAAACACUUAUCGGGAGUGAGCUCUAAAAGCCCUCUCAAGAUCGACCCGGAGGCGCUGGCAAACAUCUUCUUCGCCCUGUACCUCGAGAUGUUUGCGCAUGAGAAUCCGAUGAAGCUGCUGACCAUCUCCAAAGCCUCCGUCACCCAGCUGAUUCGAAACACCGCCUAUUCCCACUUCCAUCGCGGAACGCUGGUAUCCCUUUUGCGAUAUCUCAAGCUCAGACUGUCCGUGACCGACUUCGACGUCACCUGCAGGCUGUUGAUCGAGAAGAUCUGUGCCGAGAGAAGCCUCAUGUUCACGGGCAAUCUCAGGCAGGAUUUGUCCCUGCAGAUGCACACCCAGGGUGUGUAUUCAGAGCCCUGGCUUCGUCGUGAUAUCAAGCCUAAUCGCAACCUCGGCGGUUUCGACUCGUGGGAGCACGUCCCAGAAGUGGUAGCCGUCAGUCUUGUCGUGCCGCGGUCCAAGUUUGCUAGGGUUUUCUCGGAAUCGGAUCAGUCAAAGAUAAGCUCUCCCACGAUCAGAGCAUCCUUGGUCUCUGGCAAGGAUGCGGAUCCCAAGUGGCACAACUUCCACGACGAAGUUCAACUCGUCUUCGGCAACAUCGCCACAAGCGGCAACAGGGAGAGCAGCGAUUUCUCUGUCACCGUCGAAGCGGACCCCGCAGGUUGGCUGGGAGAUUCUCCCCUCAUCGCGUCCUUUUACGUCCCUGCUGCCGCGCUCCAGAUGGAACGGAAGACGGCGUAUGUUCGUCUGGAGGUCCUCAGCUCCGCCCAAAGUAUUGCCGUCUUCAGCAAGACGUUAGGCUCCGAGCUACAAAUCUUCCAGACGACACUGGAUGAUGAGGACAACGUCUUCAUCACCAAGUACAUGCCCGGCCAAAGCAAGUAUCCCGCCGCCUCCGAUGCAGCGGCGGCUGUCGCCGAGUCUGCUGUAGCGACCAGCAGUGAGACGGCUUCCGUCUUCACCGCCGACGCGUCCAGUGACCAGAGCAGAGUCGAGACUAUCACAGGUCAUCUUGACUUUCUCUCCGAUAAGGGCAAGAAGCUGCUCACCGACAAGGUUCCAGUUGUCGUUGAGCAAGCAUCGCCUUUCACCGUCAAUCUCGUGUUUGGCGACAAGAAGCACAUCUACCCUCUUACUUUCCCGGUUCCGGUCGACGCUCGCAAGGCUAAAACACGCAUCGCUCGCAAGUCAGCGUACUUUGAGGUCAUCGUCCCCUUCGCCGCGCCCCCGACCAAACCAGAGAUCAAAACGGCCCUCGACGAUUUUGUUUAUCCAACCUACCUCGCCAAAAGCUUGUCCAGCACUCCGGCGGACCUCAACACGCCACAUUUCAACCUUGACCGUCUCCCCAUCAUUGACGUCAAAAACAAAGAAGACAGUCGCUGGAUAACGACGCUGCUCUCCUUCGAGUUCUCCCUUAGCGAGAGGGCGCUGCGCGAUGAAGUCAACGCGGGAAGGGAGGCCUUGUCGCCCUCGCCUCGUCUCAACUUCAAGGAAUCCAUCUUCACCAUGGCGAUGCUCUCCUCUGGCCAGCAGGGCGGCCAGACCGGCCUCUUCUGCCUCAACCACCCCGACCGCGGUGGCAUCCACAUGCUCAUCUUCGUAUCCGCCAUUAGGCUUGACAGCGCCGCAGCCUCCGUCGUCCUUGACGCAGCCGUGAUGCCCAUGACAUUCCCCGUCAUCCAAAAGUGCGAGCCUUUUUUGCUGCUUCUUAGAGAGCUGCAGAUGUGCUCCAUCACAGUCAAUGACGACGAGCUCAUAUUCUGGAAGAAGACGCUCCCGGCACUCGCGGAGCGCACCCGGACGUGGAACCACAAAUCAUCCUGUGAGUACCGCAAGACCGGCUCCGUCCCUCUAUCCUUGGAACCCAGUGAGCCGGUCCUCUGCUCGUGCGGCAACGGCAAAUUGCCAGACAACUUCAUCAGCCUCCCUGAAUGGGACACGGCCGCCAAGCACGCCACUCGAAUCGCCAUCAGCCCGACCUUUGCCGUGCCGUUGGUCGAGGAGAUUGUCGACACAGAACUCUACAAACAGAUUGGCACGGGCGCCCCCGCGCAGAAGGAGAGGUGCACAAACUGCGGCAAGACGGGCAAGGACGGCGCCGCGCUGAAAAAGUGCACGCGCUGCCGCAAGGCCAAGUACUGCAGUGCCGACUGCCAGAAGAAAGACUGGCGUAAGCACCGCGGAGAGUGCGAGUAG
Messenger RNA from Colletotrichum higginsianum IMI 349063, 3621 nucleotides. RefSeq names its product MYND finger. Gene Ontology annotation, cellular component: nucleus. Lineage: Eukaryota; Fungi; Ascomycota; Sordariomycetes; Glomerellales; Glomerellaceae. The record is from RefSeq and is a predicted model, not a curated record. The transcript is spliced from 3 exons. Gene Ontology annotation, biological process: regulation of transcription by RNA polymerase II. Bases 1 to 3621 code for a protein of 1206 amino acids. Gene Ontology annotation, molecular function: DNA-binding transcription factor activity, RNA polymerase II-specific.